Messenger RNA from Pezoporus flaviventris, 1893 nucleotides. RefSeq names its product NK1 homeobox 1 (gene NKX1-1). Gene Ontology annotation, cellular component: nucleus. Lineage: Eukaryota; Metazoa; Chordata; Aves; Psittaciformes; Psittacidae. The transcript is spliced from 3 exons. Gene Ontology annotation, molecular function: RNA polymerase II cis-regulatory region sequence-specific DNA binding; DNA-binding transcription factor activity, RNA polymerase II-specific. Bases 235 to 1428 code for a protein of 397 amino acids. Gene Ontology annotation, biological process: cell differentiation; regulation of transcription by RNA polymerase II. The record is from RefSeq and is a predicted model, not a curated record.
GAGAAGGAAGAAGGAGCAGCUGAGCGGAGGCUCUGAGCAGAGCAUCACCCUGUGACUCCCGGCGGCUCCGGCCGGCUGGACCCCGGGAGCCCGGAGCCCGAGCGGGGCCGGGGAGGAGUUUCCAGCUCAACUUCGCCGGAGGAAAGCGGAGGGGGGCCGAGCAAGGAAGAGGGGGGUGGGAAGGGGGGGGGGGGGGGGGGGAAGUUGCAGCCGAGAGGGGCUCUGCAAAGAGACAUGAAUGUGAGCAGAGACAAGGUCGGUGACAUCUCCAUCCCGGCAGCGGCAGCCGCGGCGGUGACAGCGGCCGGCAUCGCCGGGGAGUCCUGCGGCUUGCACGGGGAAGGCAUGGACAGCCAUGGGGAGCAGCGGCUCUCGGCCGGCGGCGAGCUGCCGCUCUACUCCUGCCCUGGGAACCGGGACAGGCAAGGGGACAGCCAAAGCAACACUCCCGGACAAGAGGGGGCAGUGGCCGCACUGCCUGCGGUGCACAGAACCACCUCCUUCUCCGUGCUCGACAUCCUGGACCCUAACAAGUUCAACAGCAAACGGAGGCACUGCGCGGGCUUGUACAAAUCGGUGGGGACCGAGUUCACGCUGGGGGCAGAGGAUAAGCCCGAGGACUCAGGGACGGAGCUGGCCGAGCAAAAGGUUCUCGCCGAAGACUUCGAGACGUGCAAGAAGCCCGCAGGCCUGAUAAAGGACGGCGACCUCUACAAGGCCGACGACUGCGACCUCGACUACAGCAGCCGGCCGAGCCGCAGCCCCGACAGCGAGCUGCCGGACGACGAGGAGCUGUGCAGCGAGGAGAGCGGCAGCACCAGCAGCAGCACCAGCAGCUCGGCGGCACCCGGCGAGGCCGACGCGGGCCACCUCCACGCCGAGGCGGGCGAGGCUGGCGGCCAGAGCCAAGCGGCCAAGCCCAAGAGGAAGCGGACGGGCUCGGACUCCAAGUCGGGGAAGCCCCGUCGGGCGCGGACAGCUUUCACCUACGAGCAGCUGGUGGCGCUGGAGAACAAAUUCAAGUCCACGCGGUACCUGUCGGUGUGCGAGCGCCUCAACCUGGCGCUGUCCCUCAGCCUCACCGAGACGCAGGUCAAGAUCUGGUUCCAGAACCGCCGCACCAAGUGGAAGAAGCAGAACCCGGGGGCCGACACCAGCGCUCCGACGGGCGGCGGCGGGGCGGGCGGCGGGGCGGGCGGAGGGCUGGGCGGUGGGGCGCUGCCCGGCGGGCUCAGCCCGCUCAGCCACUCGCCGCCCAUGGGCAACCCGCUCUCCAUGCACGGGCCCGGUGGCUACGCCGGACACCCCGCGGGCGGGCUGGUGUGCGCCGCGCAACUGCCCUUCCUGCCCAGCCCCGCCGUCCUCUCGCCCUUCGUCCUGGGCUCGCAGACUUACGGAGCUCCGGCCUUCUACACCCCGCACCUAUAAGCCCGACGACGCUUGAUCCUUCUCCUCUCCUCCAUCCUUCUCUCGGCCAUCCCGUCUCCGAGCGGCUUUUCCCUCCGUUCCCGAAAGGUGAAACCAACGGCAGCCCGGAACCGAGGGCGGAGGGGAAGGGGCUCCCCCCCGGGGCUGCUCCACCGGCCGCAGUCGUUUCUACGACCCUUUUUGUACACGGUGUGUCCGGACUGUGCUUCUGAGGGGAAGGGGAGGAAGAGGAGGAAGUGGAAAACCUCCCUUUCCCGUGUACAUACACGUAGAUGUAAAUCCUCGUUACCUGUAUUUUUAUUUUCCCCGUCCCUCGUUGCUAUGUGAGCUUGAUUAUUUUUAUUAUUAUUAUUUAUUAAUUAUUAUUCGUUUUUAUUCUGGUCUGGCCACUCGUAAAAGACUUCGAACACAAAAAGGUUACGUACCCAUUUGACUCUCAGGGUAAACCAGACCUAUCGGUCCUGU